Messenger RNA from Drosophila willistoni, 354 nucleotides. RefSeq lists its product as uncharacterized. The record is from RefSeq and is a predicted model, not a curated record. The coding region runs from base 22 to 354 and encodes 110 amino acids. The transcript has 2 exons. Lineage: Eukaryota; Metazoa; Arthropoda; Insecta; Diptera; Drosophilidae.
UUUACUGCCCUUGUGGCUGGUAUGCUUGCCCAUAGCUCGGCGGGAUUCUUGGAUUACAAUUACCCGCAACUCGCUUUGGAGUUUUUCAAACAAGUGGCCACUCCUGAUGGCUACCGUUUUAACUUGGAGGAGCCAAAUGGCAGUAAACGUGAGGAAAUUGGUCUCAUUCUGAACCCUGGCACUGACAAGGAGGAGCAUGUUCGCAUGGGUACCUAUUCGUCCUAUGAUGAGAAGACUGACACCGAGUCCAUUACCAUGUACACCGCCGAUAAGAAUGGUUACAAAGCCCGCUAUGAAGUCAAGAACCGCAAACUCUCUAAUGCUGUUCUUAAGUCUGCUACGUUCAAUGGUUAA